AUGGACACAUCAAUUCAACAACAUCCAGAUGGGAUUCGCCAUUCAAUUCACUCUCACCUUGAUUUAUUCUUCUCACUUCGUCCUACUACUACUACUACUACUACUACUACUACUACUACUACUACUACUACUACUACUACUACUACUACUACUACUACUACUACUACUACUACUACUACUACUACUACUACUACUACUACUACUACUACUACUACUACUACUACUACUACUACUACUACUACUACUACUACUACUACUACUACUACUACUACUACUACUACUACUACUACUACUACUACUACUACUACUACUACUACUACUACUACUACUACUACUACUACUACUACUACUACUACUACUACUACUACUACUACUACUACUACUACUACUACUACUACUACUACUACUACUACUACUACUACUACUACUACUACUACUACUACUACUACUACUACUACUACUACUACUACUACUACUACUACUACUACUACUACUACUACUACUACUACUACUACUACUACUACUACUACUACUACUACUACUACUACUACUACUACUACUACUACUACUACUACUACUACUACUACUACUACUACUACUACUACUACUACUACUACUACUACUACUACUACUACUACUACUACUACUACUACUACUACUACUACUACUACUACUACUACUACUACUACUACUACUACUACUACUACUACUACUACUACUACUACUACUACUACUACUACUACUACUACUACUACUACUACUACUACUACUACUACUACUACUACUACUACUACUACUACUACUACUACUACUACUACUACUACUACUACUACUACUACUACUACUACUACUACUACUACUACUACUACUACUACUACUACUACUACUACUACUACUACUACUACUACUACUACUACUACUACUACUACUACUACUACUACUACUACUACUACUACUACUACUACUACUACUACUACUACUACUACUACUACUACUACUACUACUACUACUACUACUACUACUACUACUACUACUACUACUACUACUACUACUACUACUACUACUACUACUACUACUACUACUACUACUACUACUACUACUACUACUACUACUACUACUACUACUACUACUACUACUACUACUACUACUACUACUACUACUACUACUACUACUACUACUACUACUACUACUACUACUACUACUACUACUACUACUACUACUACUACUACUACUACUACUACUACUACUACUACUACUACUACUACUACUACUACUACUACUACUACUACUACUACUACUACUACUACUACUACUACUACUACUACUACUACUACUACUACUACUACUACUACUACUACUACUACUACUACUACUACUACUACUACUACUACUACUACUACUACUACUACUACUACUACUACUACUACUACUACUACUACUACUACUACUACUACUACUACUACUACUACUACUACUACUACUACUACUACUACUACUACUACUACUACUACUACUACUACUACUACUACUACUACUACUACUACUACUACUACUACUACUACUACUACUACUACUACUACUACUACUACUACUACUACUACUACUACUACUACUACUACUACUACUACUACUACUACUACUACUACUACUACUACUACUACUACUACUACUACUACUACUACUACUACUACUACUACUACUACUACUACUACUACUACUACUACUACUACUACUACUACUACUACUACUACUACUACUACUACUACUACUACUACUACUACUACUACUACUACUACUACUACUACUACUACUACUACUACUACUACUACUACUACUACUACUACUACUACUACUACUACUACUACUACUACUACUACUACUACUACUACUACUACUACUACUACUACUACUACUACUACUACUACUACUACUACUACUACUACUACUACUACUACUACUACUACUACUACUACUACUACUACUACUACUACUACUACUACUACUACUACUACUACUACUACUACUACUACUACUACUACUACUACUACUACUACUACUACUACUACUACUACUACUACUACUACUACUACUACUACUACUACUACUACUACUACUACUACUACUACUACUACUACUACUACUACUACUACUACUACUACUACUACUACUACUACUACUACUACUACUACUACUACUACUACUACUACUACUACUACUACUACUACUACUACUACUACUACUACUACUACUACUACUACUACUACUACUACUACUACUACUACUACUACUACUACUACUACUACUACUACUACUACUACUACUACUACUACUACUACUACUACUACUACUACUACUACUACUACUACUACUACUACUACUACUACUACUACUACUACUACUACUACUACUACUACUACUACUACUACUACUACUACUACUACUACUACUACUACUACUACUACUACUACUACUACUACUACUACUACUACUACUACUACUACUACUACUACUACUACUACUACUACUACUACUACUACUACUACUACUACUACUACUACUACUACUACUACUACUACUACUACUACUACUACUACUACUACUACUACUACUACUACUACUACUACUACUACUACUACUACUACUACUACUACUACUACUACUACUACUACUACUACUACUACUACUACUACUACUACUACUACUACUACUACUACUACUACUACUACUACUACUACUACUACUACUACUACUACUACUACUACUACUACUACUACUACUACUACUACUACUACUACUACUACUACUACUACUACUACUACUACUACUACUACUACUACUACUACUACUACUACUACUACUACUACUACUACUACUACUACUACUACUACUACUACUACUACUACUACUACUACUACUACUACUACUACUACUACUACUACUACUACUACUACUACUACUACUACUACUACUACUACUACUACUACUACUACUACUACUACUACUACUACUACUACUACUACUACUACUACUACUACUACUACUACUACUACUACUACUACUACUACUACUACUACUACUACUACUACUACUACUACUACUACUACUACUACUACUACUACUACUACUACUACUACUACUACUACUACUACUACUACUACUACUACUACUACUACUACUACUACUACUACUACUACUACUACUACUACUACUACUACUACUACUACUACUACUACUACUACUACUACUACUACUACUACUACUACUACUACUACUACUACUACUACUACUACUACUACUACUACUACUACUACUACUACUACUACUACUACUACUACUACUACUACUACUACUACUACUACUACUACUACUACUACUACUACUACUACUACUACUACUACUACUACUACUACUACUACUACUACUACUACUACUACUACUACUACUACUACUACUACUACUACUACUACUACUACUACUACUACUACUACUACUACUAUACUACUACUACUACUACUACUACUACUACUACUACUACUACUACUACUACUACUACUACUACUACUACUACUACUACUACUACUACUACUACUACUACUACUACUACUACUACUACUACUACUACUACUACUACUACUACUACUACUACUACUACUACUACUACUACUACUACUACUACUACUACUACUACUACUACUACUACUACUACUACUACUACUACUACUACUACUACUACUACUACUACUACUACUACUACUACUACUACUACUACUACUACUACUACUACUACUACUACUACUACUACUACUACUACUACUACUACUACUACUACUACUACUACUACUACUACUACUACUACUACUACUACUACUACUACUACUACUACUACUACUACUACUACUACUACUACUACUACUACUACUACUACUACUACUACUACUACUACUACUACUACUACUACUACUACUACUACUACUACUACUACUACUACUACUACUACUACUACUACUACUACUACUACUACUACUACUACUACUACUACUACUACUACUACUACUACUACUACUACUACUACUACUACUACUACUACUACUACUACUACACUACUACUACUACUACUACUACUACUACUACUACUACUACUACUACUACUACUACUACUACACUACUACUACUACUACUACUACUACUACUACUACUACUACUACUACUACUACUACUACUACUACUACUACUACUACUACUACUACUACUAACUAA
Messenger RNA from Trichobilharzia regenti, 4257 nucleotides. NCBI's taxonomy places the organism in Eukaryota, Metazoa, Platyhelminthes, Trematoda, Strigeidida, Schistosomatidae. The record is from the annotation of a GenBank genome assembly.